AUGCGCACUUAUUGGCCUCUCCUUCUGGCUUUGACCAGGUCAGCUCAAGGCCAAUAUAACAGUACAGUUCUGGGUGCUCAAGCGACGCCAUCGCCGCCCUCAUCUUCAGCGGAAGCUGCUGAGGAGACUUUCCAGGCGCAAGGUGGAGGGUAUGGCCAGGGCAGCACUUGCAAGACCACGAGCACGAUAUACGAAUAUGGAAAGCCUUCCACCUCCACUAUCAAAGUUACUGUCACUUCACCUCAGACAUGUCCAAAGCCGGUCACCAAAACCCAGACUGUCACCUCGUCGCAAGGAUAUGGUGGCGGGUAUCCUGUAACUGUCACAGUCACGUCUACGAAGGAAGUCACCAAAUCUGCCGGAAACAAUCCUUCCCCACCAAAGACGAUCACUGUCACUUCUACGAAGGAAGUCACCAAAUCUGAUGGAUAUAACACUCCCCCCAAGACGAUAACUGUUACAACUACCAAGUCUGGUUAUACCACGGUCACUUCUCCCGGAUACUGCGCAAAUCCACCUCCCAUAACUACUACAAAGACCAAAACUGUUACUGAGUCAUCAUAUUGCUCUGUCAAGCCCCCUGUGACCGUGACUCAGGUGAACAACUCUACCAUCACAAAGACCGAGCAUGAAACCGUUACGGGCCCCACGACAACAAUAAAUAACACCAUAACCCAGCUCACAACGCUGACACUGACUUCGACAGUGGUCACGCUGGUCCCAACUACUGAAACUAGUUACACAACGACCACAGAUUAUAAGACAACUACAGACUACAAGACUACCACGGAGACUGACACCACCACGAAAACGGACACUACCACGGCAACUGAUACCACCACGCAGACCGAUACUACCACAGAAACCGACAUCACCACGCAAACUGAUACUACCACGGAGACUGAUACCACUACGGAAACCGACACCAUCACGCAGAGCGACACCACCACGCAAACCGACACCACCACGCAGACCGACGUUUCUACUACGGUCAGCGUCUCUACGUCUACCUACACCUCUGUUACCACUUACUCUACUACGCUCUACGAGACUAUUACGCAGACACUACCGGGAACCACUUCCGUCACAACAGAGACAGUCGUCUCUACAGUCACGGCAACGCUUACCCUGACUGACUACAUUUCCGUGACCCAGACUGUUCCUGGACCGACUGUGUCAAUUCCAGGCCCAACAGAGACUACAGUGCAGACAGUCUCAGUCCCUGGGCCUGUCGAGACGGUAUCAGUACCUGGACCUAUCGAGACCAUCAUCAGUUUUCAGCCGACAACGACAACAGAGAGGAUCAGUAUAACGACAACCUCUCUUACGACUAGUAUAUCUACUUCAGUAUCAACUUCGACAACCACAGAGUUCAUUGUGACUACGUUUACUCAAUCUGGUACCACAAUCACUAGUACCGAGACGGUCACCUCUGAAGUGUUGAUCACGACUACGUUCACACAGACUCUGCCAACAACUGUGACUUUGACAUCUGAUCGGACUUUCAUCAUCACAACUCCAGGUCCCACGCAGACCGUCGAAGAGACCGACACCGUUACUACGACAGUUGAAGAGACGGAUACUCUUACCCAGACAGUAACCGAGGUGUCCACUUCACUCAGCACUCUAACCCUGCCACCACAAGUCAUCGUGACUACAACCACCCUCGAGGGUGAGACUUCAACAAUCACAACUCAGCUCCCGCCUAGCACGGUAGUAUCAACGAUCGUGUCGACUCUCACUUUCCCGCAGGUCACAGUGACUUCUGUCAGCGUCUCGCCUCCUGAGACCGUGAUAGAGACAUUUACACGGCCAGGCCAGAUUACUACGACAACUUUGACUCUUCCCGGAAGCACGACAACGUUCACGACGCAACUCCCUGCGAGUACUGUGCUUUCUACCAUCACCAUACCUGGCGACAUCACAACUACCACCGUACAGCUUCCGGGCACUACAUCCGUUAUCACUACUCAACUUCCCGCGAGUACUGUGGUCUCGACAGUAACGCUCCCGGGUGACGUAGUCACUUCCACGAUCCAGUUGCCUGGAGAGACCUCCAUUGUGACUAGCCAGCUACCAGCCAGCACUAUUCUCUCGACGUUAACUCUAUCUGCUGUUACCUCUACGGUGAUCAGCCAGCUGCCGGGAAGUGUCUCGACAACUACUCAGCUAGCAACUGUCACAUUACCAGGAUCCACAGUUUUGAGCACUAUCUCUCUUCCCGGCUCGACCUCGGUAUCUACUGUAACCUUACCUGCAACGAUCUCGGUCUCUACUAUCCUGAUCACACAGUCGUUCGUUACCACUCAAGUGCAGCCUACGACGAUUGUGCAGACAUUGACACCGAGCUCAUCUUCUACGACGCCUGCAUCUUUUUCCUGCUCUAGCGAAUGUCAGAUUGAUGUUACCGCAACCAUACUAGAGUUUCCUGGAACGGUUGUGACUAGUACCACAUUCAUACCAACAGUCACUCUCCAAGUUUACACAGAUGCUACGGGCAGUGCUGUCAGCUCUUCCUUGGUCACCAUUCCGCUAGCGACUCAAACAACGACUACAAUUACAUGGGAGUACUCCGGCGUGCCCUUGACUUACCCCACAACGUAUCUGGCCUAUGAAACAUUUAGCCAUCUAGAGGUUUCAGCAGUAGGGUCAGUUUGCGUGACUGAAACUGACACUUUGACAUUACCGGCGCCUACGAACUACGCAUCCCUCAUCGUGCCGCUGAACGAGGUUUCUGAUACAGCAUACGUAGCGCCAACGGUAGUUGAAUAUCUGAACCAACAGCCAACCAUCACUGCUCAGCUUGGCCAGACAAUUGGUCCAGAUGCGUGUGAUCCAGCCGACGGUGGCGGAAGCUUUUCGACCGGCGUUCAAUCUCCACUCGGGACUAUCACUGAUCUCACCAGCCAAGCAGCCCUAGGCUCUACAAGAACGGUUUCAUUGCCAACAGCACAGGGUCAGGUUUCGCCACCUUCUGGAGCUCCAACCACUACAAGCACUGCACCAACGAGCAGCGCUGCUCCUCCAAGUUCAGUGCCGCCACCACCUCCCCCAACUUCAAGUAGGCUACCCCCUCCACCUCCUUCUUCCAGCGCAACCCCAGUUCCUAGCAGCUCGCCACCACCUCCAUCGAGCGUGGCACCACCACCUAGUAGCCAAGCGCCAUCGUCAUCUAGUACUGUUGUUCCACCAUCCAGCGUUGCGCUCCCACCAACAAGUAUCGCGCCUCCGUCAAGCAGCAUUGCUGACUCCGCGUCUGAAGGUCCAUCGCCAUCCUCCAUGCCCUCGUCGUCUGCCUCGCCUCCACCCCCCGAACCAUCAACAGUUCCUGAACCAUCGAACGUCGUCGAACCUUCUUCCUCAUUGGAAGCUCCCCCCUCUGCGCCUCUCUCCUCGAUCCUCGUAUCAAGCCGCACGUCUACGCGCUCGACUACUACUUCGGAAGGCAGCUCAUCUGUUCCUCAGAGUUCAAUGUCUGAGUACACUGGAGGUGGUGCCUUGCCAACAGGGCAUAUCGCAGGUUUACUCCUCGGAGCUGCGGGCCUUGGUCUGGGGCUGUUCUAG
This is a messenger RNA of Alternaria arborescens, 3564 nucleotides long. RefSeq lists its product as hypothetical. The record is from RefSeq and is a predicted model, not a curated record. The transcript has 4 exons. Bases 1 to 3564 code for a protein of 1187 amino acids. Gene Ontology annotation, cellular component: extracellular matrix. Gene Ontology annotation, biological process: extracellular matrix organization. Lineage: Eukaryota; Fungi; Ascomycota; Dothideomycetes; Pleosporales; Pleosporaceae.